GAUGAAUCAUCAUCACCAUCAGCAGCACACCAAAAUGGCCUCCUCCUCGGCUCGCAGAACUUCUCUCUACAAGACUUGAUUUUCUCGUUUAUUUUUUCCUUCCUUGCCUUUGGGACACUAUGCCGAAGAGACAUUUGGCAGAACUGUGCUGCAGAACCUAAUUGACAGCAGGAUGGUCUCUGGGAAGUGGGGCCAGGGAGGGGGAGCAGGGCAGGAGGGAGUGAUGGAUGAGGAAGAGGCCAUUAGACUCUCACUCACACCCAACCUCCAUGCCCAUAUGCUGGGCUCACGCCGCCGGCGCAACUAUUGCCCCCUUUUGUUUGAGCGUGCUGCCUCCACCUGGUGGGACCCCAAGUUUGACAGCAGCAUUCUUGAGGACCAAUACCAGAAGUCAUCUCAAGCCACCCUGACUCUGCGUUUCCAGUGUGCGCUGUUGUACGUCUUGGUGAGCAGUGUGGUGUGGGCCAUCUAUUGGGCGUCCUCCCGCACUCACCACUGGCCUACAUGUCUGGUGGUGGCACUCGCCUCUGCAUCUGCAGUCUUCUUUCUGCUCAUUUACACCAGAACCAAAAGAUACACGAGCCAUCAGUUGUUGGUGUCUGUGGUGAUGUCUGUCUCCCUGAGCCUGGCGAGUCUGCUGCCCUACUCCCUCCACCAGCCUUCCUCUACUCUGCCCCGGUUGGGCCCAGACCUUACAGCAGUGGGCAUGUUUGCCAUAUGUAUUGAAGUUUUGUUGCUGAUCUACACAGUGAUUCCACUUCCCUUGUACCUGGCCUUCAUCAUCACAACCCUCUACUCUAUCACCUUUGAGGUCCUCAACGGUUUCCUCGUCGACCAAGGAGUGACCAUCGUGUUGGUCCGAAUUGGCCUCCAAAUCUGCAUCCACCUCAUUGGGGCACACAUCAUGAUUAUGACACAGGUACGGAUGAGGGGCACGUUCAUGAGCGUUGGACAGUCCCUGUGGGUGCGUAGACAGUUGGAGUGGGAACGCAACCUAAAGGAGAAGAUGAUCCAUUCAGUAAUGCCACCCCAAGUAGCCGAUUGGCUCAUGAAGGAGACUCUUGCUGAGGAUAGUGAAGAUGGUGGCCAGGACAGAGAGGAUGGAGCUAUUUUGAAAACACAAGUGUCUCCUCGCCGCCGCACUACUAGUGACAUCACCUCCCUUUUCCGGCCUUUUAAUAUGAAUGGCAUGGACAACGUCAGCAUCCUAUUUGCUGAUAUUGUAGGCUUCACUCGUAUGAGCUCCAAUAAGACUGCAGAUCAGCUUGUUGGACUUCUCAAUGACUUGUUUGGUCGUUUUGAUAUCAUAUGCAAGAGGAGUGGCUGUGAGAAGAUCAGCACACUAGGUGACUGCUAUUACAGUGUUAGUGGGUGUCCAGAGCCCAGGCCAGAUCAUGCCCAGUGCUGUGUGGCCAUGGGCCUUGCCAUGAUUGAUGCUAUCCAGGAAUUUGAUGCAGCCUCCAACGAAGCUGUCAACAUGAGAGUUGGCAUCCACACAGGCAAGGUCCUAUGUGGUAUUGUGGGCACAAAGCGCUUCAAAUUUGAUGUGUGGUCCAAUGAUGUGACAUUAGCCAAUGAGAUGGAAUCAACAGGGCGGCCUGGCCAGGUGCAUGUUUCUGAGGCCACCUUUAGGUUCCUGCCAGAAGAGGUCUACGUCACCACUGAGGGUCCAGAGCACAAAGGGCUUAAAAGCUACUUCAUCCAUGGUUUCUUGAAGAAAGAUGUGAGCAAUGAGUUUUUGGGUAGCACUGAAGACAAGUACAUCAGCUACAAACAGUCAAGGGACAGUAAGAAGGCCUCAAGUCUACCAAACAUUUUGGACUGUGGGACAGAGUCUGAUGGUAAUGGCACUCUAAAGGGCAAAACUGGCACUGGAGGCCCCAAGAGUCGCAGGUCCAUGGCUCCAUCCAUUGACCUCCCUCGCCUCAGGCUGCCCAAGUUGUCCAGGAGUACAGGUAAAGCUAAGUCGAAAACUACAUCCUUGCCAAAGAUCAACAGUAAAAAUGAGAAUUCUUCCAGUAAGUUAAACUACUUAAGCGAGUUUUGGGGUGGGUUAGGGAGAGAGACUGAUGGGACAAGUGAGAGUGAGGGCCAUAGCCCCUCUACCCUCACACCUACCAUCACAACUGCCCCUGUAACCCUUGUGCAGCCUUCCCUCCCAGACCCCACUCUACAUCAGACAGAUGCCAGUAGCACCAAGGAGCCUCCUGAAAAAUCACCUGGAACUGUGACAAUCAAGGAUCCCAGAAAGGACUCUGGCAUCCGUAGUCGCAGGUCAAGCAUUCAGACCCAGUCAUUUGCAAUUAACGGAAUGAGCCCAGGAGACUUACUGACCCAUCGAGUCAGUGGUUACUACACUUCUAGUCAGUCUUCAGUUGCUGACCAUAAAUUUGCAGAAACUGGAGAAGGCAGCUGCAGGUUAGAGCCCAGCAGUAUGCCACUUAAUGGGAGCCUCACCCGUAUACAUCAGCUUCGAAAGGAGUCAGAUAUUCAGUUGAUCAAAUGCAUCCAAAAGGACACUAACCACAGGCAUAUUGUGGCCUCGCCACUCUCUCCUGCCACCUUGUUCUUUGUUGACAAGGAGCUUGAGAGUCAGUACCGCCAGGAGGCCCACAAGCCCCGUCAAGAUUCCACUCCCACUCUUGCUUCUACACAUUUCAACACCUACUUUGAUAUCCUGGUGAGUGCACUUGUCUAUAUAGCAGUGAGCAUCUCUUUAUUUGUCUUGUUUCCUUACACAAUGGGCUGGUUGGUGGUGUGCCUACUAUCAACCAGCUGGCACCUGACCCUAUUGGUUUUAUGCUGUCCACAUCUGAUUCGGGGUGAUGGUUCUCAUUCAACUUAUCCAGUUAUUUCCCAGAUCUAUGAGCGCCUGACACAAUGGUGGCCAUGGCAUUUGUGUGGAGCUUCCCUCAUCUGCCUCCCUCUAAUAGCAGUUUUGUACAAUUUUUCUUGUACCCUAUCUGUCCAUGAUGAGGAAAUGAGAUUUUUCUGUUAUCUUGCAUUUGUUGCUUUGAUACACCUCUGUAAUUUUACACAGCUGAACUGUUGGAUGAAAAACAUUUUAGCAACUGUUGGAACAGUGAUACUAAUGGUGCUUGCAGCCCCCAGCAUUUGUGCUGAGGUGGGAAGUGAGUCAGAGCUUUUGGGUAACAUCACUAAUUUAACCACAUCAGCCCCUGAGGGGGAUGCUAUGGCUGAGUUUUCUUAUCAAGAGGUGGUAGUUGCUGCUACUUUAUUGUUAUUACUUGUAUGGUUUCUUAACAGAGAAUUUGAAAUUAGUUAUAGACUGAGUUUCCAUGGGUCAGUGAUAGCAAUAAAGGACAAGGUUCGUGUCCAGACCAUGAAGAAUCAAGCUGAUUGGUUGCUGCGCAACAUUAGCCCAAGGCAUGUAGUGGAUUCCAUCAAAAUCUUUGGCAAGUACUCUGAAAACCACCGUGAUGUGGCCAUUAUGUUUGCCUCUAUUGUCAACUUCAAUGAACUGUAUGAUGAGGACUACCUGGGGGGUAAGGAAUAUCUGCGGGUACUCAAUGAGCUGGUGGCAGAUUUGGAUGAACUUCUCUCUCGUCCAGAGUUCAAGAAUAUUGAGAAGAUCAAGACCAUAGGGAGCACAUACAUGGCUGCCUCAGGUUUAGAUGCCAGAGUACGCCUGAACAAUACAGACGCUCACCAGCACAUCUUCGAGCUAGUGGAGUUCGCCCUUGCCACACAAAAGGUUAUUGAUGACUUCAAUCAAGACCUCAUUGAAUUCAACCUUAUUGUUCGUAUCGGCCUUAACUUUGGAGACGUCACUGCAGGUGUUAUAGGCACUGAAAAGCUUUAUUAUGAUAUUUGGGGUGACGCAGUGAACAUUGCUUCUAGAAUGGACUCCACAGGGGUGCCUGGACGUAUCCAAGUGAGUAACAGGUGUGCUGCUGUGCUCAAUCGCAGGUAUGAGCUGGAGCAUCGUGGGCAGGUGUUUGUGAAAGGAAAGGAUAACAUGGAUGUGUACUUGCUCAAAGGCCGCAAAGAGGAUGUUUGAGGAAGUGAUGGUGGAUAUGGAACUGUGUUCAAGAAUCACAAGUCAAGCACAAAGUGUGUUAUGGAGGCUCUAAUAUGCAUUCAGUGUGAGGUUAUGUUUGAUUGUAAAUAGUAAAAACAAGUAAUGAAGAUUUUGCAUGUUGACAGGUUUUUAAUAAUAUACAUGCAAUCUUUGUAAAAUAUAAUUGUUAUGAAGAAAUCAAAUGCAUUGUACAUUUUUUGUACCAAAAAAUGAUAUGCUUUUCAAAGUAGAUAUAUUACAACAUAGGUUUCAUAAGAAAAGUUAAUUCUAUCCAUAGUUACUGUACAUGCUUUUGGUGUAGAGGAUAAGAGUGCACACCGAUUGUGAUGUAAUUACAUCAUUCACCUAGGUGUUAUUUGCUUCCUGCCAGAUUCUUCAGCAAACAUCUCAAGUAUGCUAGAAAUAUCUUCAGUUACUUCCUUUGAGCCAUUUUACAAGUCAAACCCUAGUCACAUACCACCUGAAGAUCAAAACUGCUUCCCAUUACAAAGUUUGUGUGUAAUUCUCAGUAGAGUAGAAAAUUUUUAGCUUGAGCUUGUGUGCUCCUAAUUAAUGAGUGCCAUUUACGAUGUGGGCCAUGAAGCUGAUGGUUUUUAUGAGAUGAAAACUGUUGCAUUUUUUGUGAAUACUUAAGAAUGCAAAGUCAGGAAACAUUAUAUUAAGAAAAAUAUUUUCUUUGAAAUUUGUAAAAGCUUUCAUGCAUUUUUCUUUUACAAUGUUGUCCAGCUACUCAUUGUUGAAGAAUGUUAAGUAAAUUAACAUUUGUUUUCCUUUUUAAAAGCUCCUUGAAUGGUAAACAAAUAAGCCCUAAACAUAUGUCUUAGUGAUGUUAUAUAUCAGUCAUGUUCAAUGCCACAUUGCCACUGUUACAUUUAUAUAAGUUAUUGAUGGGUGGGCAGUGUGCAUGUUGCUAUGGGCUGUAAGACUGUUUCAACUGUUAGUAGGCAUCAGUCAUCUCUAAGGGCAUCACUUUUUUUUGGAUUGGUCUAUGUAGUGAUAGCCAGUGAUGUUGCUGUGGUGUGUGUGACAUAGAAUGACUAAUGUGCAUUUCAGGCUGUGUUCAUUUUAAGAUAAAUAAUAAUGUACUUUAAUAUUAUUGACAGGAUCUGUUUAUAAUUAAAUAUUUCAUAUAAGUUGUUUAAUAAUUGCAGUUCACAUUACUUCCAAUGUUGCUUGCUCAGUAUGAUUCCACAAUUCUUGCAAACUGGAGUCAUUAGUUUAAUAUGAUGAAACAUUAUUUUUAUGUUUUCAUUUUGAGAUUUUAGAGUGAUUUCACACAUGUCUUAUUUCAAAAUUGUUGUGAUAGCAGAAGUAUCAUGUAAGGUAUAGAAAUUAAUAGAAAAUAAUAAGAUAAAACUAUGCAAAUUAACAUUGCAUAUACAUUUGCACAAUGAAUUUUUUUGUCCACUCAAAUUAAGAUCUUGUAUAGUACUGGUCUCAAGGAAUUAGAGGAGCAAAACCUGAAAGCAUGAUAGAGCAAGUGUGUAGACCCAAAGUUGGUAUGCUUCUCAUUGAAAGUGUUAUUCUGUAGUUGGUAGGUCAGUGGUAAUGAAGGUGUGCCCACUAUAACUGCUAAUACUUCUGGUGUUGAUUUUUAGGAACGGGAAGCAACUAAGCAAGCAUCUAAGAAUGUGUUGAAGUGCCUUAUGUUUACUACUACCAUGAGCAAAGUAAAUGGCUAGCAUUACUGAUGCUGGUGAAGAGCUUUGUCCUCUGCCAUAUUUUUUUUUUGUUAAGGUUACACAUUUUCCUAUUAUGUAAAAGUUUUCAUAAAAAAAAUAUGAUGAUAAUUUUUAUAUAAAAAAAGAACUGGUCAGUCCUCAAUGAAAUUGAAACAUUGGCAAGUUAACAGUACUGACAGUAGUUGUGCCACAGCUGAUGUUGAUUAUAUGUUUAACCACAACUUAUGUUGAUGACAAGUGUUCAUGCUACACUACAGCUUGUGGUGAUGGCAAGUAUGACUAUGCUGUGCUGCAACUCAAUUCCUUAACAAAACUUGUGUCAUAGCUUGUAGUUAUAAAAGACACUCAAGCUGCACAUUAGCUUUCUUUGAUAACAGAUAUGGUGUGCAUCAAUUUGUGUUGGUGACAGAUGCUCUUGCUGAGCCACACGUGAUUAUUUAUUCAUGUUGUGCCAUGGCUUGCAGUGUUAGGAACUCAUUGUGUUCUUCAGCUGUAUUGAUGCCAGACAUACUUUGCCACACCAUAUGGUGAUGAGACAAUCAUCUUGUUUCACAGCCUGUGUUGAUGGUAUACGCUCAUGCUGUGGUGCAGUUUGUGGUGCUGGCAUAUAUUUCUGCUUACAUCACAGCUUUUGGUGAUGAGAUAUGUAUGUUGUGUCACAGCAUUUAAUGCAGAUAGGUAUGCUGCUCCCAAAGGUCAUGGGUCUGAUAUGUGCUCUGCCACAGGAAUUGGGUAGACAUAUACACAUGUUGUACCAUAGCUAGUGGUGAUGAUAAAGGCACUCCUGCUGUUUUACACUCAGUGGUACUGGUAAACACACAUACUGUGCCAAAGAUAUUAAUGCAGACAGACAGACAUGUGGAUUGGCAUAGGUAAGUGGUACUGCUGACACUCAUACUGCAUCACAGCCAGUGGUGCCAACAUACAGUUAUGCUUUGCCACAGCUUAGUGGUGCACAGACUGAUGGAUAUAUACAGUGAAAGGAGGCUAAGUCAAGAUAAAUUGAAGCCUUAAAGAUAUGAUUUUUCCCCCUUACAUCAACUUUUGGGUGGGAACAAUGUCUUCAUGUGGUUUUAUUAAAUAUGACUUCUGUGAGUACAAUAGAUUCAUAGAUGCAAAUGUACCUCAUCCUGUACUAUGCUGAAGCUUUUACAAAAUGAGAUAGCUUUAUCAAUCUCUGGGGAAUAUCAUGUGAAAUACCAAAAAUUACUGUAAGCUGCAUUUAUUAUAGUAUGUCAUGAAUGUGAUUAUAUAGCAUUUCACUAAUUUGUAGUCAAAAUUACAUGUGAAUCAGUUACAACUGUCACAGCUCAAGUACAGUAAAAGAAAAAAAAAAUAUAGUUUUUAAUG
Molecule: messenger RNA, 7074 nt
Organism: Eriocheir sinensis (Chinese mitten crab)
Lineage: Eukaryota; Metazoa; Arthropoda; Malacostraca; Decapoda; Varunidae
Gene: Ac13E
Product: adenylate cyclase type 9-like
Exons: 15
Coding region: 173-4021 (1282 amino acids)
Biological process (GO): cyclic nucleotide biosynthetic process; adenylate cyclase-activating G protein-coupled receptor signaling pathway; intracellular signal transduction
Molecular function (GO): adenylate cyclase activity
Source: RefSeq, a predicted model, not a curated record